GUUUGUGCGUUGUUCUUCGUUGGUGUCCUCAACCAAUCAUUAUAUUAUCAGGCGCAGCCCAUUUUUUUGCGGAAACAAAUUUCGAAUCUAUUCAUGGUUUUGAAUACAAUACAAUAAUAUUUGAUUUAGUUGAGGAUGGAUAAACUAUUAAAAGAUAUGUGUAAUGUUGAACAGGCUGAAGAAAAUAAAGAUGCUGAUAACGGAAAAGACACCCUGUAAUGUAGUAUAAAACACCAUGCUAAUUUUGAUAACAGUUCUUCCCCAUCUUUGAGAUGCAAUCAUUUUGAGGUGACGUCAUUCGUGCUGCAAUUUACGGUAUAUAAUGAAAUAACAUAAUUUGGUUGUUAAUGUGAGUAAGGGUGAAUCUUAAGGUCAUCAAUAAAUAGUGCACUCGAGGGUAUAAAAAGCUUGGAAAGUAGAAAAAACAAUAGAAUAAUAUAAUAAUUCAUCAUCAUCAAAAUGAAUUAUCACAGCUUUGUAUUUUUGUAACUAAUGCGGUUGAGUGAUCCAGACAUCAAUAAAAAAGUUUAACCAGGAGACUGGUGUCUCUUAGGUAAAAAAUGUUAUGACGAAAAUCAGUGUAGAAAACUAACCUGAACUAGAAUAAAUAAAAAAUUUAAAAUAUGCUAGACAGCAGUAUGGAGGCAAUGGAAGCAGAUCCCAUAGACACCACAACUAUACGAGUUUUUGCUGAUAGAGUCACGGUCAUCAACGACCAUCUCUUCAUCUGGGCUAUUAUUGAUGGGGUGCUGAUGGUGUGUAUUCUCAGUGGGAAUAUAUUGACGAUUCUUGCCGUUCGUUACCAUCGACGGUUACGGCAAUUGCUUUCGAAUUUGUUCGUUUUAUCGCUAGCUAUGUCGGACAUUUUUGUGGGCCUAACCCUUCCAUACCAUCUGGCGUUUUACAUGGGAAAUGAGCUUGGCCACUACAAGUACUUAUGUCUGUUGAGGUUUUUCGUUCUAAUAAUAGCGUGCGGCGUGUCGAUUUGGAAUCUAAUUGCAAUCGCUGUGGACAGAUACAUCGCUAUUUGCUAUCCAUUACACUAUACACGUGUAAUGACAAAAAAAGUGGCACUGGUAAUAUUAGCAUUCGGAUGGUUUUUGGCGGUUUUGAUUGCUAGCAUUCCAUUAAUUUGGAAUAAAUGGAACACUGCUAUGGAGUGUGAAUUCGACGAGCUAUUGCAUCCGUGGUACGUCGCCGGUGUUAUAACUCCACUAUUUUCGCUUGUAUGGAUAUGUUUACUUAUCGUUUAUUGGCGAAUUUGGCGCGAAGCUGUCAAGCACACUAAACAACUUCGAGUACAUAACUCACAAGAGACUUCUUCCGAUUGGAAAUCUGUACAGGUCGUUCUACUGAUAAUAGGUUGUUUCACAUUUUGCUGGUUGCCAUAUUUUGUAGUCAUCUUAACACAAAUAUUUCACUUUUUUGAGUACAAUUCACCGGUACUAUAUAAAGCGGUGUUCUCAUUAGCAAUGGCUAAUUCGAUGAUGAAUCCCUUGAUUUACGCUUGGAAGAAUAGCAGUUUUCGGCAUGCCUUUUCUAAACUGUUGACCUGUAAAAGACCUGAUCAAUGCGAAGCAGUACUGACUGAUAGUCCGGCAGGAAAAACAUCUAAAGUAGGCAGCUCACGAACCAACAUGGAUGAUUUGCGAUACCGAACAUCAACUUCACGAAUAAGUCAAACCAGUAUAGAAUCGGCAACACAUUCUAAUGGCCCUGAGAUUACAUACGUUUCAACUAUACAUGAUGAAUCAUCUCGAAAUCAUACUAUACAGGUAGCGCUAGGUACAACAAAUGAAAUAAAUGGUUCUUCAGUAAUAAAGUUUCCAAGCAUGACAACACAUAUUAUCCAAGGAAACGUGAUUAUCAAUAAUUAUAAUUUAUAUGACAGCUUUCUUGAUGUAAAGAACCAAAACCAUACAAACAGACGCGACUCUAGUGGGAAUAAAACCCACAAUCGUGAUUGCAAGCAACAGAAAACAGGCGAUUCAUACGGAACCGACACAGAUUAUUCAAUAUGUUGUGAUAAAGAUAUGUGUAUAAAUAACGUCGGGAUGCAAGAAAAUAUAACCAAGUUGUAAAAAUAAACAAAACUAUUAUGUAUAGAUUCGUAAAUAUUGUUAAUAUCUUGUGGUUCGAUAAUAAAAUCGCUCACAAUGUCUAAAAAAACCAUCAUUAUAAAACUGAUAUAAAAACGACGAAAUACUUAUUGUAAAGCACGUUUUCCAACCACCAUUUUAUGAAAUAACUUCCAAAAUAGUUUCUACACAUUCCAAGUAUUAUAUUUCAAGACAUUUACAAUUGGUGGAAAGAUUUGUUUGAAAAUCCCAUAGUGCACAUUGGUCUAAUUUCGAAAAAUCGUGAUCUUUUUAGACUUCACUGUGAAAAAUUGAUUUCAUGUACUUAAUCUCUUCAGCAAAAUUGUUUCAUAGAACAAGGCCUUACUUUUGGCGUCUUCGGUUUUUCGAUCAAUCAACCUAACAGUUAG
Messenger RNA from Wyeomyia smithii (pitcher-plant mosquito), 2488 nucleotides. It is a transcript of the gene mAChR-C, whose product is annotated as histamine H2 receptor. The transcript has 3 exons. Bases 624 to 2081 code for a protein of 485 amino acids. Gene Ontology annotation, molecular function: G protein-coupled receptor activity. The record is from RefSeq and is a predicted model, not a curated record. Gene Ontology annotation, cellular component: membrane. Gene Ontology annotation, biological process: G protein-coupled receptor signaling pathway. NCBI's taxonomy places the organism in Eukaryota, Metazoa, Arthropoda, Insecta, Diptera, Culicidae.